ACCCAUUUUACAUCAGCGUGGCAACGCAAUUUUUGGGUGAAAAAUUAUUAUAAAUCGUUGUAAAAGUGAAAAAUACAGCAGUGCUGUGCAUACAAAAAGCAACAAAUUGUGUGCACCGAUAAGCAAUACAAGCUAAACAAAGCAAGCUUGCUUCCAAUUUCUUUUCCCCAAGCCCGAAAGUGUCACCGCCAAGACGUACGUGCGAAAAAUGUUUUGGGACAAGGGUUAUGCGCCCUCGGCGAAUAUAGAGGCGCUGCUGGAGAAGGAGAAUUCCACGCUAGAGGAAUUUCUCGACGAGGAAGACAUACUUCAGGAGUGCAAAACUCAAAAAAAGAACCUCGUCAACUAUUUUACACGGCCCGAAGUUAUUAGACGACUCGUCGAGCUAAUCACUACGGAACCGUCCGAGGAUGUACCCAUGUCGCAGCGUUUUCGCUAUGCAAACAUGUCAUGUGAGAUACUGACACUAGGCCUGCCGUCCCUGGAUGAGAAGCUACUGUCGGACGCUGAGACACUACAGUUGCUGUAUUCAUAUCUGGAAAAGGAACCACCGUUAAAUCCAUUGCUAUCAUCGUUUUUUAGCAAAACGUUUAGCAUGCUCUUUACCAAAAAGCCUGAACAAGAUUGGUUUUUGUAUCAACACAUGUGCCUACAACUCUUGGAGUAUAUUAAAUCGCAGAAGAAUUUUUUGGAUUUCAUUUGUAAACACUUUGACACACCGGUCAUACCUGAUUUAAUAAUGCAAAUGAUGAAGGAUAUCGAUGGCGGUCAACUGAAGCGCAACCUAUACGAAUGGCUUACUGAAGAUAAACUUGUUGAGAGACUGAUUGCAAUAUUGCGUAAUCCUCAAGAAACCGACAAACAUGCAAAUGUUGCGGACUUUUUCUGUGAUCUUAUUAACCAAGGACGUCUAAUGCGCCAAACUGAACAAGAGAACGAUUCAUUUGAGCCUGCUUUUGAUGGCUCGAACCCCAUAUUGCGUACGAUUGAAUCUGCACAGACAAUUGAAGCCUUGCUAAAUGUGAUUUUGGAACCAAACGCUCUAGAGAGCGCCAUCUUAUCAGGAAUAUCGGUUGUACUUACGCUUAUCAAGCCCAUAACAUUCACUGAUGAACCUAACUCGGAUCGCCAGCGCUUGCUGCAGAAACGUGAGCGGGAGUUUCAUCAGGAAGUACAGGAGACUGUGAUUAAUGUCAUGGCGCCGAGACUACCGGAAUUUGUGCAUGUGCUAAAGAAUCCUCCGGCGAAGCCAACGCUGGAGACAACUGCGGCGGUUUUGACGCCGCCCUUUGGCAAAACGCGACUGCAGGUAUGUCGCGUAUUCACGGCGCUGCUGGAGACUAAGCACGAGACCAUACAAAAGGCCAUCUGCGAUACGGAGUAUUUUGGUUUGCUACUGGACUAUUUUAAGGAAUACUGCUGGAAUAACUUUUUGCACAGCGAAUUUGAAAAGGCCAUGGGCAUAGUUUUCUACAACGAGCUGUCGAAUAACAACACCACCUCAACGGAGUGCACUGACAUAUUCCAGGAUGAUUACAUUUUCAAUUGUCUUAUAAAAAGCGCCGAGGAACCUCUGACUACGAAUAUCACUGAGGUGGAAAUUAAAAAUGCCUUAAACAAUGUAAAACGUGCUGAGGGCGGCAAAGAUGAUGAGACGCAGGAUAUAGAAAUUGAAGCUGCGGCAGCUCAGCUUGAAGCUAAUACUACGGAAGAACAUGAUGAGAAUGUCAAUUCAAGAGCUGUUGAAAUGGGUGCCACAGUUGAAAACCACCUGGAAAAUGAUUUGCCCAAUGAAGCUGGCGCUGAAACUAUCGAUGCUCAACCCGAGGCGGGAACAGAACCAACGGAGGCACCGCUCAAUGAUCUUGACAAGACCAAAAUUCCAAACAACCUGCCCACUGAGAUGCAAAUACAUCUCAUUGUGAAUUGCAAGCUGAUGUCUAAGUUAAUCAGCUACUGGCAACAUAAUGCACUAAUGCAAUCUGCUGAAAAGGGUCGACGUCUGGGCUAUAUGGGGCAUCUUAUUAAAAUUCUCAGACAUAUUACGAAUUGUAUAUCAGAAUCUGAACAUAUCGCUACACUGAUUGUCUCCAACUAUGCUGAUGAGUCCGAAGUGGAGUUUUGGAAGGCGCUGAUCGAUGCUGAGAGCGGUGAAUUUACCAAGGAAGUGUCGCAGCAGACAAAGCUGCUGGACCACUGCAAUCCAGAGGAUAAUGAGUAUCACUCGGGCUCAAAGGAUUUCCUCGGCGAAACCAAUACAUGGGACACCGGUGCAAUGUCCUACAGCAAUGUUUGCUAUAGCGAUUUGGAUAAUACGCUGCAGGACAUAGUUUUUUCCAUGGACAACGAUCAAAAUCUGUUUCAAUUUGGGCGUAGUAUCGAUGACGAUGAUGAUGAUGACGACGAGCAUGGGGGCAGUGGUGGCGAUGGCCAUGGCCAUGGCAUGUUUACCAAAAACUCCAUGACGCUCAACAAUCUAGCCGCCGAUCCCUGGGAUCUGGAAUUUGCAGACAUCACAGGAGGAUCAUCAGACGUCAACGUUGGCAAUAUUGCCAAUAUUGGCACUGCCAAUUGGGGUGCGGAGUUCAAUAGUGACAAUUUUGCAGACUUUGAUGCACACUUCAGCAGCUAUAGCAAUGAUCUUGGCAUGCCAAGCACGACACAACCGGCCAGCGAUGCAUCACAGCCAGUUGAGGCAACCGAGACAAACCCAACGCAACGAACUCAUAACUGUGACGACGUGCACAUGAGCACUACUACAGAGCAUUCGUCUAUGGAGGAUGACCAGCAAGCGGAGUACGACAACAAUGCCAAUGUGGAGAAGGCAACCAGCGAUAAAAUGAGUGAGGCAAGUGGGACUGAAACAGCGCCACCGCCACCGCCUGUAGUUGCCACUUCGAUUGUAAGCAGAUUGCAGUCAGUGUUGUUGGACGGCGAAGAUGACUACGAGGAUGACGAGGGCGUGUGGACCAAGCCACUUGGUGGCGAUGCUGUGGCUGACGCAACGACGCCAGAUGAGGAGUCUGCGCCAAUUGCGAAUGGACCCAGCAAAGUUAUUGAAUUUAAUCAUACCAACGACAACAGCAGCAGCCACAGCGACGCAAACGCCGACGGCAAAAUCACAGAAAAUUUGGAAGAAGCGCAACCGAAAAAAUCAACUAAUAUUGCAGUUGCUGCAACAAAUAAUGAAAUUUCAACAACGACAACAUAAAUGUGACGCACACGCACAUACCAACACCCAUAUACACGUCCACACAACACAACAAACACACAUUCACUCAAAUACACCACAUCAGCAAUGUAAUUUGUAUAGCAUAAAAUGUGUCGAAGAAUUGUAAACAUAAAA
This is a messenger RNA of Drosophila busckii, 3346 nucleotides long. It is a transcript of the gene fmt, whose product is annotated as serine/threonine-protein phosphatase 6 regulatory subunit 3-A. The record is from RefSeq and is a predicted model, not a curated record. Gene Ontology annotation, cellular component: cytosol; nucleus. Gene Ontology annotation, molecular function: protein phosphatase regulator activity; protein phosphatase binding. Lineage: Eukaryota; Metazoa; Arthropoda; Insecta; Diptera; Drosophilidae.